Messenger RNA from Drosophila santomea, 1741 nucleotides. Its product is annotated as arginine kinase. NCBI's taxonomy places the organism in Eukaryota, Metazoa, Arthropoda, Insecta, Diptera, Drosophilidae. The transcript has 3 exons. Bases 230 to 1603 code for a protein of 457 amino acids. Gene Ontology annotation, biological process: phosphocreatine biosynthetic process. The record is from RefSeq and is a predicted model, not a curated record. Gene Ontology annotation, molecular function: creatine kinase activity.
GGAGCUCAGUAGAAGGCAUCCAGUUACGCUACUGUUCGGACGAAUUUCUCCUGUCGUAAAUUUUUUGGGAAAAAAUUACAUUUUCUUUUAUUUUGUAAGAACGCGCUAAAAAUCUGAAAAACAGACCAAGUGCUCUCGUUUUUUUUUUCGGUACUGCCAUCGGGAGCAUUCAUUUGCGUUGCUUUUAUAAAUUUAUGUUUACUUGAUUCUCGCUCGGACAAACUGCAAAAUGACUUCGAUCGAAUCAAAACGUGUCCAAUAUCGAAAGUAUUUGGAACGUGCCGGUGUCAUCGAUGCCCUAAGCAAGGCUUUGAUUAAGCUGUACGAGGAGCAGAAUAAGCCGGAGGAUGCCAUUCGCUUCGUUCGCAAGUUUAUGUGCGAGAGCUGCCCGGACGAUGCCCAGUAUGAUGUAAUGAAGAACGACCUCGAGGAGGCCAAGACCCACAUCUCGAAGCUGGAGCAGGAGCUGGAACGGCUACGCGGACAAAUCAAAAAGUCACCGGAGGAGUACCAGGAGCUCACCACCGAGGGCUACAAGUCGCUCAUUGAUGAUGAGGAGAACGUGAGUUCGCUGCUGCGCAAAUACCUGACUCCGGAAUUGCUGGAGGAGUACAUGCUGGUCACCACCCCUGCGCCAGUGGAUGCCUACCUAUACGAUUGCGCCGUGUCUGGAUUCGAGCACCACGACUCGCCCGUGGGCAUUUUCGCGGCAGAUGCAGAUAGCUACGAUGUGUUCAACAAGCUCUUCGAUCCGAUCAUAAAGGACUAUCAUGGCCAGAUGGACAACGAGAACGAUGUGCUGCAAAAGGACCCAGACUUCGGAAAUGUGGACGAGAUCGAGAACUUGGAUCCGGAGCGCAAAUAUAUUCUAUCUGCACGCAUCAGAUUGGCACGAAAUAUCGAGGGCCUGCCCUUCUUCCCCAAACUGACCGAGAAACAGUUCAUAGAGGUGGAGGAGAAGGUGCGUUCGGCAACGGAGACAAUGGAUGGCGAGCUGAUUGGCUCCUAUCUGACGAUGGCGGACAUAGAUGCUGAGACUCAGGCUGAGAUGGUCAAGAGACAUAUAUUAUUUCAGCGAGGGGAUGAGAAGCUGACCACAGCCGGCUGCUAUCGUUUCUGGCCAACUGGUCGUGGUGUCUACCACAAUCCCGCCGAGACCUUCCUAAUCUGGGUGAAUCGUCAGGACCAUGUGCACAUUAUGUCCAUGGCACAGUGCGGUGACUUGGGCGAUGUCUACAAUCGUCUUGUCAACGGCUUAACGGAGCUGGAGAAGACGCUGGCCUUUGCGCGGCAUCCGCGUUACGGAAACCUUACGGCCUGUCCCACCAAUUUGGGCACCACCCUGCGGGCUUCGGUGCAUAUCCGUUUGCCGCUGCUCAGCAAGGACCCCGACCGCCUAAUCGCCCUCGCCGAGGAGCUGCAGCUGCAGGUACGCGGCCCCGAUGGCGGCGAGCUAGCCACCGUGGAAGAUGGCGUCUUGGACAUAUCAAAUAAGAGGAAACUUGGUUUCACUGAGUUCGAACUGGUAAAAACUGUGCAGGAUGGCGUUGUGGCCCUGAUCAACUCGGAGGAAGAGCUCGAAAUAGCCGGACAGGAGGGUUAGAAACUAAACAGCGAACACUAAAACACCUUGUGAAGCAAUCAAUAUCACUACACAGUACUCACGAACACAGACAGACGGUAGAGAAACAGGAGAAACGUAUCUUUGGUUAAAUAAAUUUGUCCCCUAGUCACUGACGAA